AUGAGGACACCAGCUCCUCGUGUUGCAAAGGCUGAUGGAAUGAAGACACAAGUUUUCAGGCCAAUUCCAACACGACAGAGUCAUGUUGAGAAACAAGCCUUUAUUUCUAAGAAAGAUUUUGAUACAUUCCGUGAUGAGGUUCAUCGCGAGUUUAAAAGAAUUCGUGGACUAAGGAGAAAAAAAUUCAAAAAGUUGAAGAAAGCAUUCGCUCAAAGCAAGGAGCAGGUUGUAGAUAUAAAAGCUGAUAAACCAAAUGUUGAUGAGGGAGGAUUAGAGCAAUCUGGACAACAUUUCAAUCCUGAUGUUGUUCAAUCUUCAGAUAAUAUUUUUGACGGUACAAAGCAACAACAUGCAGAUAAAGAUCCUGACCUCCAGAAUAUGAAUUAUUUUGGUACCGAAAGAUCACCACAACGAUUAAGUUCGGAGGUUGAUCAAAAAUUGAAGGCAAAUUUGCUUGGUAAAAAGGGGUGCACUGAUUUGCAUUCUAAAAAAAUGAAUGUUGAAAUUGAUUCUCAACAAUUAAUCCCUGAUGAGCUUCUCCGAAGUAUAAAUUUGAAUUACUUACAUUUGGAGAAGGUUGUUCAACAUGAUUGUCAAACCAGCGAUGAGAAAAUUGAUGAAACAAUUUUGUUUGAUUCGCAAUUCACAAUUUCUGAUGAGAUGUUACCUAGCCUAAAUGCGUAUCAAAUACAGAGCAUCAUCAUACAUCUAUCGACAAACCGUCAAGAAGAAUCUCAUCAUGAGAUUUUGAAUGCAAAAACUUCUGAGAUUGUUAUUGAAGAUCAUGAUCAAAUGAACAGAGGAAUCACUGAUUCAGAGGUAGAACUUGCUACCGAGGAGCAAGUUAGCACACUUCGUAAUACACAAGAAGUAACCAAUGAUGAACAGAGGGAUGAACAAUUGUGGCCUGAUUCACAAAACACAAUUCCGGAUGAGUUUCUAUCUAGCUUGAAUGUGUACAAUCAAAAAAGCAUCAUCAUUCAUCUAUCCGCUAAUCGUGAAGUAAAAACUUCCAGACCAAAGUUAAGGAUUAGUCGACCAUCAAAAUUCAAGGAAUUUUCAUACACUAAAAAAUUUGGUUUAGCUGCUAGUAAGUACAAUAAGAUAUAUAUUAUUUUUUAUGUAAUAUGUCUUGCAAAUACGUUUGUAUUUAUUAAGUUUUUAUAUUCUAUAAUUACAUAGGGAGCUCAGCAGGGCUAAUAUGCAUAUUCCCCCCAGAAACAUUCAUUUUUAUAUCACCCAAUUGAGGGGAUGAUAGAUACAAAGAUUGUCAAGAACUUCAAGGACUGGAUUUUUGCCGACUUAUUAAAAGCUAUUGCUAAGAGAUGCAUUAUGGUGUUGAGACUGUUGAAGACAAAAACUGAUUCUAUACGAUGGAAUUUACAGAUCCGACAUGGACAGACUCGCAUAUUAAUGUCUGAUUAUACUACUUGAGGAAGAAGUCGAAGUAUGGGCCGCACAUUUCGUACAAAAAUAAGCCAAAAAAAUUGUGCAAAUACAGUACAGUUGACUGCAACUUUAUGAACGUAAUUAGAUCUUUGAAUGAUGUAUAUUCUAUGGAUCAUCAAAAUCUUAAAGAUGGAGUACAGGAGCACCAUCUUAUUGAAUACAUCAAUGGGUUCCGUAUGCAUGCUGCAGUGCCAUGGCAUACAGUGGAAGACAUUUUUAUUCCUGUCAAUAUAAAGGAAAAACAUCACAGGGUUCUCGCGAUUUUAUCAUUUUCAGAGAAGUAUAUAUUCUUAUAUGAUUCAUAUGAAUCCAGUGGUCAUUAUGCGGUUGUUCUUGCUGAGACCGAGAAAAUAGCAAAGAUUAUUUCAUUUGUCUCAAGCUUGUGAUUUCUAUGUUAAGAAAAGAAUUGAUCUUCAAAACCAUCCAAGAUACAAAGACAAAGAAUCCUUAGAUAUGUUUGAUGUUUUAUUUGAAGAUGACUUGCCUCAACAACCGAGUGGAAGCUUGGAUUGUGGUGUUUUUAUGGUUAUGUAUGCAGAGUGUCUUUCUUAUGGUCACAAAGUUAUUGCGACUGAGUUCGAUCCCAAUGCACUCCGUACAAGAUAUGCUACACUUUUGUGGGAUUAUGGGAUCCAAAAACAAGAAGCAAAUGUCAUUAGUGAUGUCGAAGCACCCGUGAGGCCUGCAAGGUAAAGUAGAAUAACUAGUGUCACUGAAGUUGUUGAUGUAUGAUGGUUGAUUGAUUUUAGACUUUUUGUACUUUAGAAACUAAUUUAUGGAUGUAGGUUUUGAUUGUACAGACUAAUUUUUAUGUUUUGAAUUUGUUCA
Molecule: messenger RNA, 2277 nt
Organism: Capsicum annuum
Lineage: Eukaryota; Viridiplantae; Streptophyta; Magnoliopsida; Solanales; Solanaceae
Exons: 11
Coding region: 1-1182 (393 amino acids)
Source: RefSeq, a predicted model, not a curated record